Messenger RNA from Pediculus humanus corporis (human body louse), 231 nucleotides. RefSeq lists its product as uncharacterized. Gene Ontology annotation, molecular function: nucleic acid binding. Bases 1 to 231 code for a protein of 76 amino acids. The record is from RefSeq and is a predicted model, not a curated record. NCBI's taxonomy places the organism in Eukaryota, Metazoa, Arthropoda, Insecta, Psocodea, Pediculidae. The transcript is spliced from 2 exons.
AUGAUAUAUUUUGCACGACUUUUUGCUAUUAAUAAAUAUGGCAGAGUUCAAAGCGUUAAAUUGCUUCCGGGUAGCAAUGGCAGUAUUUGUGCAGCGGUUGCGUUCAUGGAUAUUAAAAGCGCAUCAAAAGCACAUAACUGCGAGCACACACUCGAUGAACAUUCGCUAAGUACGGAAUAUUACGAACCUGGGCCUUAUACAUCUUCCCAACAAAGGUUUCCCAUCGGGUAA